This is a messenger RNA of Meloidogyne enterolobii, 526 nucleotides long. The record is from the annotation of a GenBank genome assembly. NCBI's taxonomy places the organism in Eukaryota, Metazoa, Nematoda, Chromadorea, Rhabditida, Meloidogynidae.
UUUUCAAAUUUGUUGGAGUUGGAAUUAAUGUCGUUGCCAGGGAAGUAUGUUGUUGGAAUCGGAAUGCCGCGACCAUUUCAACAGUUUCAGAAGGCAGGGAGGAGCAAAUAACAGGUUGAUUAAUGGUGUUGUCAAUAGGUAAAGUUGAAAUUAGUCGAGGAAUUUGUACAGUUCCGAUUUGCCAGUCAUUCAUUAAGUUGUCCCAGGAUUUAAUUAAAUUUGCAGGUAGUUUCUCGUCCCAUGCGAGUUUUUCAGACCAUAAUUCAUGCAGGAAUAAUUUCAAAGGUAAAAUAACAGGACUAAUGUAGCCGCAGGGAUCAUAGUGGGAAGCAAUAAAAGAGAGAAUGGUUCUUUUGGAUAAUUCGGUAGGAGGGGUAUGGGUUUCCACAAAUAAGUAAUCGGUAUCGGUUUGCCAUCCAACACCAAGAAAUUUCUGUUUGGGACCAUUGAGUUUGUCGUCAAGGGGGAUAUGGUUAAUAGUUUCGGGAAUAUUGGAAAUAAAUUCACGUAAUUUCAUAUUGGCAGU